UCGCUUUUUCUGCUCUUCAUGUUACGGCGUCAACCGGAGAGGAAGGAGGGUGAGGAAGUGGUUGGAGCCAUAGAGCAGCUAAACAGAGCAGGCAGGAAGAAGUUGCAUUUUGCUAUGAAGCACAAGUGGCUGUUUUGGGAGUGCUAGCAAGGCAGCUAGAAACAGUCAAUACCUGACAAUGCGAUGGGUAACUGCUGGACUUACUGUGCUGGGCUCUUCAGGAGGGAAGCCAACAGAAUCCAGAGAGGAGGCGGGUCAAAAUACUUCAGAGGCAGUACGACGGGGGAGCAUUACACAAUAGAGUUUGAAAACCUGGUAGAAAGUGAUGAGGCUGAAAGUCCACAGCCCUGCCCUAGGCCUAUCAGUGAAGAUGAGAUAAUACACCUCAGAGAACACUGCUACGCUGCUAUAACAGAUAAACAGAACCUGAUAGACCAAAAACUUCAAGCUGAGUUAGAGGCACAAGAGGAGAAGUUAAGGCUAGAAGAGGAGGCUAGAAAUGCCACCCAGCGCGAGGCCGCCAGGCUGGCACGUGAACGAAAAUUGAAGGAGCCACCUGCCAAGGGGACACGGGGGAAAGCAGAUGGCUCUGGCAGUGAAACCCAACAAAGAAAACCAUCCUCUGGGGAGGAUUUUGACAUCUACCUCCAGAAUGUCAAAGCCCAGUCCGAAGCUUUCAGGAGCAAUAGACUUCCCUCUGAGGCGAAUGCCGUGACCCCUAACACCGAGUAUAGCUGGGAUUUUACUACAAAGACUCGCUCAACCAAUGAUGACGGGACCUCACUUGAUCUCGAGUGGGAGGACGAGGAAGGUAUCAAUCGAACUCUUCCAGUUUGGGAGAGGUCUCGGACCGAGGAAGACAUCUUGCGUGCAGCUCUAAAGCCUGGUGGCAAGCAGAUGACCAGCGGGCCGACUUCAGCCUCCGAGGACUCCAAUGCUUUGGAGUGGGAGAACGACUUUGUUAGCACUCACCCAGAGGACAGCACAGACGCUGAGUUUGAGGGCUUCGUCAACCCCGUCCUAGAUACCCCUUCUGAGGAUGCCUCAGACUGUGGCCUAAGGUCGAACAACCAGGACAGAUAGUGUCCAGCACCAAAGAAGACAAUUGUAAAGCUCACCAGCCUUCAUGGAACUGAAUCCGCGUCAUCCGUGCGGAGAAGGAAGGAAUGUGUUGUGUACACAGCGGUACAGUUUUGUGAAAACACCCACGCUUCUUUUCAGUGCCUUCAUCUGCAAAAUUAGUCAACCCUUUUCUGAAUCAUAACAGAUGAUGACCCUUUUACACAUUCUUCAGUAAGUGCUUAUUUCUAAUGAACAGUGCCCAAGUCAUUGUACAGAAAUGUCAUUGGAAGGUAAUUGUAAAUGUGAGCAGACAUCUGGAUUCAUCUAUGGUGGAAUUCUUUUUAAAGGGGACAUAUUAUCCAAAAACAAAAUUUUAAUCAUUUUAUUAUGUACAUUUGGGACUGUGGA
This is a messenger RNA of Menidia menidia (Atlantic silverside), 1470 nucleotides long. NCBI's taxonomy places the organism in Eukaryota, Metazoa, Chordata, Actinopteri, Atheriniformes, Atherinopsidae. The record is from the annotation of a GenBank genome assembly.